AUCGCCGUACUCGUCAGGGGAGAGAAGAUCAUUCCGAGACGGCGAGGGGCCAAACAUCUCGACAGCGACCAUGAUCUCCGUCUACUCUGUCCUGUACACCCUGGCGCUGUUCUCUGAGCUGAGCGGCGCCGUGCCCGCCUCCGAGGCGGCGGAGGACGGCGCGCUGGAGCGAGGUGGCUUCUUCUUAGGGGACGAUUCCAUGGGCGAGCCCGGCGUGAUCUCGCCCGGGUACCGGCAACGCCUGGCGCUGGACGCCGACGCCAGGGAGGAAGACGGCGGCCCGAAAAUCAUCUUCGUCUCGGACGCCAGGCCGAAAGGACGCGGCCUCCGCGGGCUGAGCCCGACCUUCGGCCGCAGCCCUCCUCCGCCCGCCGACCGGAGCUCCGGCGUGAAGAUCGAUCGCAGAAACUCUGACCUCGAUAUGCUGCGGUGUAUGAUCGGAAGAGUGUACCGACCCUGCUGGGAGGUGUAAAUGUUUCCCCGAGCUAACGUCAAGCCCUGAAUGUGCUAUAAAAAAAGAAAAGGAAAAGGAAAAUCUUUCUUAGACGUUUUUACAGCAGACAUCUUAAAAUGUGUGUUCUUUUCCCUGAGCCCUCCACACAUCGAAAAGGGCGGGUUCUCACAUGUUGGAUGGACAGAAUCAAUAACCCCAAAGCGUACGUGUGUUGUGCCCAUUCUAUAUAGUCUAGAUCACAGUAUUUGGUCCUGUAGGGACGAUUGGAAGUCAUUUAUUUCAUUACGGAUGUGGAAAGUUAGCCUGACGAGCGACUGCAGUCCGCCAUUCUUCAUCGUGUACGUGCAAACGCGCCCGUGUGUCUGUGUUACAGUGAAGUGCGUCGCUUGGUUAAAGAUGAGACAAACAUGUAAAAGAAAAAUAAAUGUUUAUUAAAAUGGAAAA
Molecule: messenger RNA, 898 nt
Organism: Gasterosteus aculeatus aculeatus (three-spined stickleback)
Lineage: Eukaryota; Metazoa; Chordata; Actinopteri; Perciformes; Gasterosteidae
Gene: pmch
Product: pro-melanin-concentrating hormone
Biological process (GO): behavior; chemical synaptic transmission
Molecular function (GO): melanin-concentrating hormone activity; type 1 melanin-concentrating hormone receptor binding
Source: RefSeq, a predicted model, not a curated record